UGGAGAAUGUCGAGGAGAGUUUGUUUCUCGCCAGUCUGUAGCAGAACGAGUUCUAGACACCAUCAGUUAGGUCACAACGCAGCUGGAGAAUCCACGGAGUUCGAAAGAUAGAUGAGGGACGGUGAUGCACUCUGGUUGGUUAGGAAAGCGGUUAUGACUUUUCAGCGGCUAUGUGAUGCAGACAUAGAUCAUUCUCAUAGUGGACCCCAGUAGAACCUUGAUUUCCGCAACUGCUGAGGCACCUGAAACUAGAGAUUUUUGGGCACGUCUUGGAUUGAGUACAGUAUGAUGACGUGGGUUAUAAUACUCACCCUUUUCACUGCCACAUGGAUGUCAGUUGUGGCAGAGGGUACACCAUACGUAGAAAAGUACAACUGCAAUGACGAAGGGAAAUACCUAAUAAGCACUGGAACUGUAGCACUUGGUAGUGCAAAGAUGUCCUGUACUAGUCAAAGUUACGAUCUCCUACAACAAAAACACAUCAAUACUUCAUGUAUUCAAGGCUAUCUGGCUCAUAUCAAUACAGUGCUAAGCAAGGUGGUAACGCUCUAUGUGUCUAAUGGAAUGGGAUCUGUAACUUGUGAUCCUUUGGCAACGCCAUGUCCAGCCAAUGCUCUUGUCAUCUGCAACCAUACAUUAACAUUGACCAUGGACACCAUGUGCAAUGACACUCUUCAAGUUGCCAAUGGCAAGAUAACAUACCCUUCUGGAUUGCAGUUCCCAUCGGAAGCAUUCCUCUCAUGUGACACAGGAUAUGACAAAAGUUCAGCCGGAAAAUACGCGAGUUGUCCAGAAGAAGGUGAUGACUGGUCAGACGUAUCAGGGCAGGUUUGCAAUGCUAUCAUUUGCCCUAAGCCCUCAAUAAUGAAUGGCCGACUAAUUGGUACUGCUCCGAAAUUCUUCGUAGUCUGCAAUGCAGACCAUGUCAUUACAGGAGACCCUGUUGUGUCGUGUACAAGCCAUAAUACCACAACUAUACUUCCAUCUUGUCAACCAAAUUGCUUUGCUCCGGGAAUUCCUCAUGCCAGGUUAAGCUCGACGCAGAUACAUGUCGGGACAGUACUAAACAUAACGUGCGACUGUGGAUAUGAAAUAUCUGGUCCUCAAGAGAUCACCUGCCAGGAUUCACAAGUAUGGACUCAAAUGCCUACCUGCCAAGAGAUCAUGUGUACUGGUUCAGUAUCUGCGCCGAUGAAUGGUCUCGUGACCAGCGGAGGCAAUACGUUGUCAGCAGUACGUCAGUUCACUUGCAUGGAAGGUUAUGAACUGAGCGGUGCAACUUACACGAUAUGUCAGACAGAUGGGUCAUGGUCAGCUGCUAGUCCAAUGUGCACACAAAUCACCUGUACAGCUUCAGUGUCAACACCAACAAAUGGUCAUGUGACCAGCGGUGGCAAUACAUUGUCAUCAGUACGUCAGUUCUCUUGCAUUGAAGGUUUUAGAAUGAGUGGUGAAGGUUACACUAUAUGUCAAGCAGAUAGUUCCUGGUCAACUGCUAAUCCUGUGUGCACAAAAAUCACCUGUACAGGUUCAGUGUCAGCACCUACAAAUGGUCUUGUGACCAGUGGUGGCAAUACGUUGUCAUCAGUACGUCAGUUCUCUUGCAUUGAAGGUUAUCAGCUGAGUGGUAUGAGUUACACAACAUGUCUAUCAAACGGGUCUUGGUCAUCUGCCAUGCCAGUCUGCACACUGAUCAAAUGUCCGGCACUUCGUCCACUACCAUCUGGCAAGACUGUAGAAAGCUUUCCAGGCAUCGUCUUCUAUGCAUGCAAUGCAGGAUUUCAACUUGUAGGCACAUCAGCUUCAAGGUGUAUGGCUAAUGGAACCUGGUCGACUAGUAUGCCUCGAUGCAACCCAAUUCAAUGCGCACCACUUGCUCCACCCACAGAUGGUACACUUGUAAGAAGUUCACGGCAGGUGUUUGGCAUCACUGAGUUUGCAUGCAACAAAGGAUUUGCACUAAAGGGGCAAGGAGCUGCAGUAUGUAAGGAGGAUGGAACCUGGUCAUCUAACACACCCAUGUGUGAAGAGAUCACUUGCUCUGCUGUAAUCACAGCCCCGACAAAUGGCCGUGUUACCGGUAGCGGCACUAAAUUGUCAUCUGUACACCAGUUCUCUUGCAUGGAAGGUUAUCAACUGAGUGGUACGAGUUACACAACAUGUCUAUCAAAUGGGUCUUGGUCGUUUGCCAAGCCAGCCUGCACACAAAUUAUAUGUUCUGGCUCAGUGACAGCACCAACGAAUGGUGAAGUGACCGGUACUGGCAAUACAUUGUCAUCAGGGCGUCAGUUCACAUGCAUGGAAGGUUAUCGAAUGAGUGGUACAAGUUAUGCAAUAUGUCAAGCAAAUAGUUUUUGGUCAACUGGCAGACCAAUUUGCACAAAAAUCACCUGUACAGCUCCCGUGUCAACACCUACAAAUGGUCAUGUGACCGGUGGUGGCAAUACGUUGUCAUCAGUACGUCAGUUCUCUUGCACUGAAGGUUAUCAACUGAGUGGUAUGAGCUACACAACAUGUCUAUCAAACGGGUCUUGGUCACUUGCCAAGCCAGUCUGCACACAAAUCACCUGUACUAGUGCAGUGACAGCACCGGCAAAUGGUCAAGCUACCGGCACUGGCUCUACAUUGUCAGCAGUACGUCAGUUCAUUUGCAAUGAGGGUUAUCAAUUGAGUGGUUCAAGCUACACAAAAUGCCUUUCUGAUGGGUCAUGGUCAACUGCCAUUCCAAUGUGUAACCAAAUCACCUGUACAGCUUCCGUGUCAGCACCAACAAAUGGUCUUGUGACCAGUGGUGGCAAUACGUUGUCAUCAGUACGUCAGUUCUCUUGCACUGAAGGUUAUCGACUGAGUGGUAUGAGCUACACAACAUGUCUAUCCAACAGGUCUUGGUCAUCUGCCAAGCCAGUCUGCACACAAAUUAUAUGUUCUGGCUCAGUGACAGCACCAACGAAUGUUCAUGUGACCGGUACUGGCAAUACAUUGUCAUCAGGGCGUCAGUUCACAUGCAUGGAAGGUUAUCAAAUGAGUGGUACAAGUUAUGCAAUAUGUCAAGCAAAUGGUUUUUGGUCAACUGGCAGACCAAUUUGCACAAAAAUCACCUGUACAGCUCCCGUGUCAGCACCUACAAAUGGUCAUGUGACCGGAAAUGGCAAUACGUUGUCAUCAGUACGUCAGUUCUCUUGCACUGAAGGUUAUGAGAUGAUUGGUAUGAGUUACACAACAUGUCUAUCAAAUGGGUCUUGGUCAUCUGCUAUGCCAGUCUGCACACAAAUCACCUGUACUGGUGCAGUGACAGCACCGGCAAAUGGUCAAGUUACCGGCACUGGCUCUACAUUGUCAGCAGUACGUCAGUUCACAUGCAAUGAGGGUUAUCAAUUGAGUGGUUCAAGCUACACAAAAUGCCUUUCUGAUGGGUCAUGGUCAACUGCCAAUCCAAUGUGUAAACAAAUAACGUGUGCCGCAUCAACGAAUGCCCCCACGAAUGGUUCAGUGUCAUCUUCAACAAAUACAUACUUCUCUAUAAGAAGGUACUCCUGUACGACUGGGUAUACAUUGAUCGGAAGUAAAGACACUGUUUGUAUGUCCGAUGGGCAAUGGUCGGGUACUACACCCACAUGUUCACAGAUCACCUGUACAGAUUCCGUUUCAGCACCAACCAAUGGUCACGUGACCGGUAGCGGCAAUACAUUUUCAGUAGUACGUCAGUUCAUAUGCAACGAAGGUUAUCAAAUGAGUGGUACCAAUUACACGAUAUGUCAAGCAGACGGCUUGUGGUCAACUGCGACACCAAUGUGCACGAAAAUAUUGUGUACUGGAUUCACAUUCCCAGAGAAUGCCCAAGUAUCUGGUUCAGGUAAUGCGUAUCUCUCUGUUCGUCGAUUCUCUUGUUACACUGGAUAUGCGCUCCUUGGAGAUACAUGUACUGUUUGUAUGUCCAAUGGGCAAUGGUCCAAAAGCAAGACAACAUGUUCACCAAUAGUGUGUCCUGGAUCUACACCUGCUCCAACACAUGGCACUGUGUCCUCAUCAGAGAAUAGUUUUCUCUCAACUCGUCAGUACUCCUGCUUGACUGGAUAUAAACUAAUAGGACGUAAAGACAUUGUUUGCAUGUCCACCGGGUUUUGGUCUUCUCCAGCCCCCAGCUGCUCACAGAUCAUUUGUGCUGCUUCAGCGACAGUUCCUACGAAUGGUCGAGUAGCCAGUAGUGGUAAUACACUGUCGGCGGUACGUCAGUUCACUUGCAAUGAAGGUUAUCAAUUGAAUGGUACCAGCUUCAGCACAUGUCUGGAAAGUGGUGCAUGGUCAACGGCCAAUCCAGUUUGCACAAAAAUAUUGUGCCGCGGAUCAACACCGCCACCAGAAAACGGCACUGUGUCGAGCUCAUCCCAAACCUAUUUUUCGGUCCGUCGUUACGCCUGUAUGACUGGAUACAAACUAAAUGGAAGUUCGCACACUGUUUGUAUGUCCGAUGGACAAUGGUCGGGCAGUACACCCACAUGCUCACGAAUAUUGUGUGUCGAAUCAACGCCACCUCCAGAAAACGGAACUGUGUCUAAUUCAUCCAAUACCUAUUUCUCUGUUCGCCGUUAUAGUUGUAUGAUUGGAUACGAGCUGAGUGGAAGUUCACACACUGUUUGCAUGUCCAAUGGGCAAUGGUCGGGCAGUGCACCCAUAUGCUCAGAGAUCAUCUGUACUGAUCAAGUGACAGCACCGACUGAUGGUCAAGUAACCAAUGGUGGCAAUACAUUGUCAGUAGUACGCCAGUUCUCUUGCAUGGAAGGUUAUCAACUGAGUGGCGAAAGCUACACACGAUGUCAGGAGAAUGGAUCCUGGUCCACUGCCAAGCCAGUGUGCACACAAAUAAUCUGUCCCCAGCCAACAAUUGAUCCAGACUACGGCAGCGUCUCCAUUUCAUUGAACACCUAUCGUUCAGUUCGCCAGUACUCCUGUGGGGCUGGAUAUUCGCUGAAUGGCAGUACGGACACCGUGUGCAUGGCCAACGCUCAAUGGUCUGCAAGUACACCCACAUGCCAAGAGUUGCCCAGAUGCAAGAUUCCACAUGUCAGCAAUGCUGUCGUGUCAGAUGGCACAAAUUGGGAGAACAGCGUCCGCAACAUCUCAUGUAAUGAAGGGUUUGAGUUGGCAGGCAACUCGGUAGUCGUCUGCCUAGCAAGUGGGUUCUGGUCUAGCAUACCCAUUUGCAACCGAAUUGUGGUGUGCAAAGACCCGCUGGUCGCCAAUGGAAACGUGUCGCAAGGACAGAACAACGUUGGCAGCUCAAGAAGAGUGAUGUGCAAUGCUCCCUUUGAGUUACAAAGUGAUAAGACGAUCGUGUGCACGUCCGAUGGCACUUGGUCAAGCAAUCCUAUGUGUAAUGCGACAGUAGCUACAUCAGCGCCAUCGUUUUUCAGCCAGAGUGCCAGUAUACCUUUGAUAACCCUCAUCGGUGGCCUGGGCGUCCUGUUUGCCAUCACAGUUACCACAACCAUCCUGAAGCGUAGACGCUCGUCUGCUGUGGCUAUCACCUUAGAUCACAAGCACGCUGGCAAGCGCGCUGGCAAGAAAACCCGAAGCAUGUCUCAUUCGGAUUUGUUCAAGCGAGCUACUUCACUGGACUUAUACGGCCAGCAAGGGCGCAAGUCAAGCUCUGCACCGAUUGAUGCUAACAAAGACGAGUAUUCAACUCCGAUAGACGGCCAUGCGAUCGAUACCUUCAAGGGCAAUGGUAAUGCACCUUCAGAGCUCACGUCUAAGGCCAAUGGUGAUGCACCUUCAAAACUCACGUCUAAAGCAUCCUGCUCCCCUCCGGCAGAGGAAUAUGACCUGUACGCCAGUUUAAGCAAAGGGCCCACUCCAGUACCCGAGAUCAACACGGAAGCCAGCUACUCGUGCACAGUAGGUGACUUACAGGGACAAGAUGAGUACUCUGCCCCGAUAGAUGGCAAUGCCCCGGAAAAACACACUUCGAAAGCAAGUUCCUCCCAACCGCCGGAGGAAUAUGACCUGUACGCCAGUCUUAGCAAAGGGCCCACUCCAGUGCCUGAGAAUGACACGGAUGCCAACUACUCAUGCACAGCAGGUGGCCCACAGGGACAUGCCACUAGUCUCACUUUGCCAACCUUCCUUAGGCCCUCUACUUCCCCUGAUCUGUAUGAAACUCUCACACGAGAUGAGAGCCCAGCGCCUGACAGCGAUAUGUAUAGCACAUAUUCAGUGUCAUCCGGUAUGGUGAUAUCGGCCGGACCCAAGCGCACUGAUGACGCAUCCACCGAAGCCAAAAUCCAACCUUCACCCCAGCCAACAAAAGAGAUGGAAUUGUACGCUACUCCGAGAAAGGAGCACAGCCUAAUGCCUGAGAACGAAGGUAACAAGGAUAUAUGCUCAUCUCCUUUAUACGCUCGUGCAGGCAGUGAGGCCAGGGGGCCUCGCCCGGAAUCCUCGGAUUACAUUGGCCCGGUCUCGCCCAACCCAAAUCUCGACUUGUACGCAACUCCCAACAAAGAACAGAGCCGUGUGGUUGGGGGCAGUCAGAACACCAUCUACUCGUCUCCCAUGCCGGUGACGGCGGAUAAUGCUCACACAAGCAGUGACGGUGUACACACUGGACCCACUGGUUAACUUUCAUACUUUGAUACCUCUGAUAUUUUUGUGCAACUUGAAACUUUGGAAAUCUUGAAUGCUUGAUCGACAUGUAUAUUUAGGUGGAGUAGGAUGGGAUUUUGCAGUAAUAAGCAACAGUUUUUGAGUUAAAAUAGAGACAAUCAAAAGACCGAUUGUUUUAGCAGUGAAGCUAAACCAUGUGUAUCAUAUAUUCUAUUUUUGCAAUGCUGUUGGUUUGAUGCCUUCUAUUCAGGUGUUUCCACCCUUAUGACAUAAGAGUGAGAAACCCCUAUAUUAUCGAGUAUUUUCCUAAACGGUUACCCAUACUUAGAACCCCACCAAAGAGGACGGAUAGGUUCAAGCCUGUUUCAUUAUUAUCGUGAUUUCAACCCAUUUUGAGCCAUCUUCAAUAGACAUAGGUACAUUAGUUUCUCUCCUCGCGCUGUUAUCGCUAUUAUUCUGCAUGUACCAUUGUGACAAUGGUUAAGAAUGAAGUUGACAGAGGUCAACCUAUGAUUGAAACACGUUUUUGUGUUCAGGCCACGUAAAAAAACACUGUUUCACCAAUGCGUGUGUCGAUAGCCAUGAUUACAGCGCACUGAGGACUUCACAUUGGCCCCAAAAUUACAAUGAUUCGAUGGAGCGGCGUCUCUCAAUUUGCUAUGUGGCCGGCUGAUUCUAUGCAGAGGUCAAGCUCCCUUCCCACCUUGUCACUUGGAGCCCUUCGAACCUUUCUCUGGGAAACCUUCAAACUGCAACACCUCC
This is a messenger RNA of Sycon ciliatum, 7365 nucleotides long. Its product is annotated as sushi, von Willebrand factor type A, EGF and pentraxin domain-containing protein 1-like. The transcript is spliced from 32 exons. The record is from RefSeq and is a predicted model, not a curated record. NCBI's taxonomy places the organism in Eukaryota, Metazoa, Porifera, Calcarea, Leucosolenida, Sycettidae. Bases 286 to 6618 code for a protein of 2110 amino acids.